Molecule: messenger RNA, 2268 nt
Organism: Metarhizium album ARSEF 1941
Lineage: Eukaryota; Fungi; Ascomycota; Sordariomycetes; Hypocreales; Clavicipitaceae
Product: fungal specific transcription factor domain-containing protein
Exons: 4
Coding region: 1-2268 (755 amino acids)
Biological process (GO): regulation of DNA-templated transcription; DNA-templated transcription
Molecular function (GO): zinc ion binding; DNA-binding transcription factor activity, RNA polymerase II-specific; DNA binding
Source: RefSeq, a predicted model, not a curated record
AUGUCAGCAGCUGUUUCGCAGGCGCCGCCUCAAAGGCAUGCUCGAAUUCUGGCAUGCGUCCUCUGCCAGCAUCGAAAAAUCAAAUGUGAUCGCAAUUCGCCAUGCUCCAACUGCAUCAAGGCAAACGUGACAUGCGUUCCGAGCACGCCGGCGCCUGCUCGUAAACGACGCCGUCCCAAUCAAGACCUUCAGGAGCGGUUGGCGCGCUGUGAGGAGUUGCUCAAACAAUACGCGGAUGGCUCUGCCCCGAGCCAGAAACUGUCGCGCCAGCAGACCGGCACGCCAGCAAUGACCGACCCCAAGAGACCGGUUGAAUCGGAAUCUCAACCCGUGGGACCCGAAAAUUCGAGCAAUUGGAAGCCAGCAUGUCGAAUGGUCAAUGAUGAUGGGAGUGUUCGGUUUAUGGACAGUUACAUCUGGGCGACAGUAUAUGAAGAGCUGCAAGCCAUGCGAGAUAUUAUUGAUACCGAGGAUCCCGAGGACUCCAGCAUACUCGGCUCAGAAGAGUUAACGCCAGAGAACAAUACUGACUUGUUCUUUCCUGGAGACCUCUCCACCGCCAGCAUCGACGAUUUGGUUCCAGAUCCAAUCCAUGCCUUCAAACUAUGGCAACUCUUCUUGGAGCGCGUGAAUCCCUUGUUCAAGGUGGUCCACGUCCCCACCGUGCAGCCCAUGGUCAUGGAGGGUGCUACCAAUAUUGCUAGCCUGAGUUAUUGCCAACAAGCGCUCGUCUUGUCCAUUUACACGACCGCAGCCCUCUCUUUGAGUGAUGCCGAAUCCAUCCAACUGCUCGGCAUGUCCCGAGAGUCAGCUAUUCAAAAAUUCCUGGCUGGAACAAAGGUGGCCUUGAUACGGUUCAACUUCUUAAAAAACUACAACAUGACUGCUUUACAGGCUUUAGUCCAUUUCAUGCAUUGUCUACAAGGACGAUAUGACCGUCAUGCUGCCUGGGUGCUUACUGGUGCCAUUGUCCGCAUUGCUCAAAAGAUGGGUUACCAUCGUGAUGGCGAAAUUCUUGGCCUAGAGCCCUACGAGACAGAAAUGCGCCGCCGGCUUUGGUGGCAGAUUAUCAUUCAAGACGCCAAGUAUGCCAUGCUAUCUGGCCUCAGCCAGUCUUUACUACCCGUGCACUGGGACACAAUGACACCUCAAAACGUCAACGACGCAGAUCUAUUCCCAGGCUCGACUGAGAAAAUUAGACCACGCGAUGGCCCGACUGAAAUGGCCUUUGUCAUGGUUUUGAAUGAAAUAUACAAGUUUAAAAUACAAACAGACAGUAACAACAGCGGCCCGGCAUUUGAGGCUGCCAUUUUGGGACAAGACUUGAGCCCAGACAAGGACGCAUCAAAUGCCAUGCACCAACACAUUUUCGCUAAAUUCCGCCAACACUGUCAAGAGCUUGACGAGAAACUUGGUGUCAUGGAGCAAAAAUACAUUGACGUCAAUGCCGACAACGUGCACAGGGCCGCCAAAAGCAUCCGGCAGAUGCUCAUGGGGAAAGUUCAAGACAUGAUGGUGCCGAUUCAUGAGCAACCCGAGUACGGGACCGAGAUUUUUGGUCCCAAGGACAAUCUUUUCAAGAUUUUUGUCCUAGGAACUGAACAGAGACUGGAGCAGUAUCAACCGAUGGCUGAGUGCGGGUUUCUCUGGUUUGUCAAGUCAUACUUUCAGCUAGACGUGUUUGCGGUCAUGACUGGGCAGUUGUGCCAACGACCUACCGGCAGCUUAGCGGAUCGAGGCUGGGCGGGCAUCGAGCGACUCUAUGGUUAUCACACUGAACUAUUUGACAUGUCGCAGAAGCAAUAUUCCGUUCAGGCGCAAAUUACACUGAAGGGUUGGAGACUACGCGAGCAAGCAUUUAUGCAAGCUGGCCGUCGUCUGGAAACACCGCAGUUCAUCCAGCGACUGCGUGACCUUCUACCUUCAUACGACUCCCGGUCGUCAAUACAGUCAUCCGGAGCCACGCCUCCCAUUCUCGGCCAGAGCGAAGCUCAACGACAAUCGGCGCCGCUGUUUCAAAACACACAAAACCCAAAGAUGCCGCAGCCAAAUGUCGUGCAGCAGCAACAGCCCGGCACAAAUUUAGAUCCCUUCCUAGGGGGCCUUCUCGACAUGUCCAGUGUCAAUUGGGACAUGUUCGGAGACAUGAUGAAUCCCCAUGAACAGCUUUCGGUGGGUAUGUUUGGAUAUGGUGGGUUUCCUGGCGCAACCGACGGCAGCUCAAUAGUCGGCAAUUCUAGCAAUGUGAACAUGGGGGAGUUUGGAUAG